Molecule: messenger RNA, 923 nt
Organism: Polychytrium aggregatum
Lineage: Eukaryota; Fungi; Chytridiomycota; Chytridiomycetes; Polychytriales
Exons: 1
Coding region: 185-838 (217 amino acids)
Source: RefSeq, a predicted model, not a curated record
CAGAUCGCAGAGCUCAGACCAGACCCGGCAUGCUCCCUUUGCUGCGGCCGUCGUCGCCUGCUUCCGUGUUGAUCGCAAGUUCAUCUGCGGCUCGUUCGAGUUGCGGGCCUGCCUUCAGCAUCGCGAAUCAGCACGUCUCGGCGUCUGACUGACACAGUAUCCAGCAACACCCUCUAUCAGCUUCAUGAACACUCCGGGUAUCUUGCCCCACAGGGAACCCAUGUCUGGUUGGCCCUACUGCAACGGUCUGGUUGAUCGAGCCCGCAUUGUCAUGGGCCUUCUCUUUCCACUCGAGAUGUUGUGUCCUUUUACCCUCGGAUCACUUUGCGGCCGGAUCGCCGGCCAAUACACUCAUGGGCAAGUGUCCUGUCCAAGAGCAUCUUCUUCAGCGACUGGCCAGGUUUGUCUGUUGCCCCCCCCCUAUGAGAGCCGCUUCAUUGCCCUCGUGGGUGCCUUGACUUGUCUAGGCCCUUCCAGAGGUCUUACCCAAGAUGCAUCGCUGGAGGCCCCACCAUCGUUCCAGCUGGACAUGGAGGGACAUGGCUCCGAGCAGCAGCGGCCACACCCGAUCAGACAACACCCAGGAAGACAAGCCCAAGUGGAACAAUCAAGACCUACAAACCAGUGCAGCUGCGUCGUUUAUUCGCUCAGGUGCCCUGGUAUCCCCCCUUGCGGACUUGAUGGCGCUUGCUUACUCUGCUAUUCGUGGGUUACCGGUCCACACCAAGGCGGGUGGACGAGAUUUGUGCGGAUGGUGAGUCGUCCGAAAGGUCUGGCCCUUCGCAGGAACGCAAAAAAAAAUACAAUGAACAGGAAAAUGGGUUCGUCUGUGGGCUGAUCACAGCUUUUGGAAGCCGCGCUUUCGGGUGCAGGAGCGGUAGACGCAGUAGGCAAUGACAGCCACGCCGAUGAUGCAGCCAGCG